AUGGAAGAAAGCCUUAUACUUUCGGUUGAUGAUGACAUCAGAGACACAGCAAGUCUCGAAGACAAGGCUUCGCAGUUGGCCGGGGAAAGGGUUGCUCUGGAUCCUCAUCAGACGAUUGGUAAAAACUUUGAAGUAGUUGACCCGUCGGUCCGAGCAAUACUUGUUUGCAGAAAAAGCGCCGAAGGAGCUGUGAGGGUCUUUGGGAAAUAUAUCAGAAAUGUGGCCACUGGCCCAGACGAACAUGGAUACGUUAUUGUUGCGGUCAAGUCGAGCGAGGGAGAGACGUGCAGACUACUGGGUACUCCCACCAUGCGAUAUUUUCGCCUCUCAGAAGCUCAGACCUAA
This is a messenger RNA of Microsporum canis CBS 113480, 345 nucleotides long. RefSeq lists its product as uncharacterized. NCBI's taxonomy places the organism in Eukaryota, Fungi, Ascomycota, Eurotiomycetes, Onygenales, Arthrodermataceae. The transcript has 2 exons. The record is from RefSeq and is a predicted model, not a curated record. The coding region runs from base 1 to 345 and encodes 114 amino acids.